Molecule: messenger RNA, 2823 nt
Organism: Styela clava
Lineage: Eukaryota; Metazoa; Chordata; Ascidiacea; Stolidobranchia; Styelidae
Product: DNA replication licensing factor mcm7-like
Biological process (GO): DNA replication initiation; double-strand break repair via break-induced replication; DNA strand elongation involved in DNA replication
Cellular component (GO): MCM complex; nucleus
Molecular function (GO): ATP binding; ATP hydrolysis activity; single-stranded DNA binding
Source: RefSeq, a predicted model, not a curated record
AAUUUGAAAACUACUAUUUUAUAUGAAAGCGAAUGAAUGCUAACUCUAAUUGUUUGUAUAUUUACAGCAUUAUAAUUUCCAAUUUUGAUUUUGUUUGGUUUUAUCUAAAAUGGCAACUGGAUCAGACAAGAAACGAGACUAUCCUUCAGAAAAAGAUAAAGUUAAAAGAUUUUUGGGAGAAUUUUGUCAAGACGACGGAUCUGGAAAGUGCUUCAAAUAUGGAAAAGCUUUGACUGAAGUCGCGCAUCGUGAAAGAGUUGAAGUUACGAUAGAUUUAGAUGAUAUUGCUGAAUAUGAUCCAGAAUUGGCAGAAAGUAUUAUUGAAAAUACGCUUCGAUAUCAAAGAAUAUUUGCAGAUGCCAUCGAUGAAUUGCUACCCGAUUACAAGGAAAGAGAGGUUACGUUCAAAGAUGCAUUGGAUGUGUACAUUGAACACCGGAUGCUUAUGGAGCAGAGACUUCAUAACGAUCCGGCAGAAGUCCGCGAUUGGAAGAAUAAAUAUCCCGCUGAGUUAAUGCGCAGAUUCGAGGUGUAUUUUAAAGCUCCGACUGCCCAAAAAGCUAUGCCAAUUCGUGAUGUGAAAGCUCAGAAUAUCGGAAAAUUAACAGUGGUUCGUGGUAUUGUUAUCAGAGCAACUGAAGUCAAGCCUAUGAUGUCUGUUGCAACAUACACAUGCGAUAGAUGUGGAGGAGAGACUUAUCAACCGAUUGCUUCUCCCUCUUUUAUGCCAUUGCUUCUUUGCCCCAGUGAGGAAUGCCAAACUAAUCGCAGCGGAGGACGUCUCUAUCUGCAAAACAGAGGGUCAAAAUUCAUCAAAUUUCAGGAAAUCAAAAUUCAAGAACAUAGCGACCAAGUUCCAACUGGUAAUAUUCCUCGAGCAAUGACAGUAUAUUGCAGAGGGGAAACCACUCGUGCUGCUGUACCUGGUGAUCACAUCAGCAUCACAGGAGUUUUCCUACCAAUGCUAAGAACAGGAUUCAGACAAAUGCAGCAAGGAUUGCUAACUGAUACCUAUAUGGAAGGACAUAGAGUGAUCAAAAUGAACAAAACUCAAGAUGAUGAACAGGAUGUCGGUGAAAUGACUGAGGACGAACUGGAACAAAUUAGUCAGGAAGACUUCUAUGACAAACUUGCAUUGUCACUUUCUCCAGAAAUUUAUGGACAUGAAGAUAUCAAGAAAGUAUUGCUGCUGUUACUUGUUGGUGGGGUGGACAAAAAUUCAAAGGGAAUGAAAAUUCGUGGCAAUAUCAAUGUAUGUCUUAUGGGUGAUCCCGGUGUUGCGAAAUCGCAAUUGCUGUCAUACAUAGAUAGACUUGCUCCUCGUAGUCAGUAUACCACAGGCAGAGGUUCUUCUGGUGUUGGCUUAACUGCAGCUGUGUUGAAGGAUCCACUUACAAAUGAAAUGAUAUUGGAAGGCGGAGCAUUGGUUUUAGCUGAUCAAGGUGUUUGUUGCAUCGAUGAGUUCGAUAAAAUGAUGGAUGGUGAUAGAACUGCUAUUCAUGAAGUUAUGGAACAACAGACUAUAUCUAUUGCAAAGGCUGGCAUCAUGACUUCGUUGAAUGCAAGAGUUUCAAUCUUGGCGGCUGCUAAUCCAGCAUAUGGAAGAUACAAUCCAAAGAAGUCUAUCGAACAUAAUAUCCAACUACCAGCAGCUCUUUUGUCAAGAUUUGAUGUUUUGUGGCUCAUUCAAGAUAAACCUGACAGAGAAAAUGAUUUGAGGCUUGCUCAACAUAUUACUUAUGUGCAUCAACACAGCACUCAUCCUCCUAUCCAGUUUACUCCUAUUGACAUGAAAUUGAUGAGACGUUACAUUGCCCUCUGUCAGAAAAAGAAUCCUGUUAUACCUCAAGAAUUGACAGACUACAUCACUGCUGCAUACGUUGAACUACGAAAGGAAGCUCGAGCCAGUAAAGAUGCAACCUUCACCUCCGCUCGUACUCUUCUCUCCAUCUUACGACUCGCUACUGCUUUGGCUCGUUUACGUUUGGCAGAUGUUGUUGAAAAAGAUGAUGUGAAUGAGGCCAUGAGAUUAAUGGAAAUGUCCAAAGACUCACUUAAUCCUGGUACUGAUGGACAACAAAGACAACAACGACCUACAGACCUCAUCUAUCAAAUCAUUCGUGAGAUGGCUCCUGAUACCGGCGUUCCGAUGGUGCGAUUGACCGAAGCCAAGCAGAGAUGCGUUGCCAAAGGUUUUACUCCAGAUCAGUUUGAAGAAGCGGUGGAAGAAUAUGAGGCUCUCAAUGUGUGGCAACUCAAUGCAGCCAAGUCCAGAAUUACUUUUGUAAAUGUUUAAAUUCAAUUAAAUCUAAUUGAUUUGCGCUAUGACUUAUCGCCAGAUUGUUUCUGUGCUACAUGCUGGAGUAAAGAUAACACAAUAUUUUCUUAUUUUAACUGCUGCUGUUUCUUCUUUUUUCCCAGUGCUGAACUUUGACCACUGCCUUUUCAUUUGUAAUAUAUUUUUCAUGUGGGAUAAUGCUGAGCUAAAUAGAGGAAUCUGUAAUUAUUGAUUGCUUUCACCAUUCAUGUUUUUUGUCACACAUGUAUUGAGUUAUUGAUGGACUGGCAAAAACGAUAGAAUGUCUAAAUUGAAGCAUAUUCUUGUGAAUACCUUUUUUCGGUGUUAUUUUUUUUUUUUUUUUUUUUUGGGUGCCAAAUUCCGAUUGUUUUAUCAUGCUUCAGUUUUCCACACAAUCAUAACUUACUAAUUGGGUUUUAUGGAUUUUGAGAAACCCUUGCCACUGCCAUCAUGUUUAGCUGCUAUUAGUCGUUUUAUGUAACUUUGUACACAUUUGUUGAUAUAAAUAAAAUGUUUCAGUUGAA